Messenger RNA from Micromonas commoda, 1656 nucleotides. RefSeq lists its product with no specific name. Gene Ontology annotation, cellular component: cytoplasm. Lineage: Eukaryota; Viridiplantae; Chlorophyta; Mamiellophyceae; Mamiellales; Mamiellaceae. Gene Ontology annotation, biological process: glycolytic process. The record is from RefSeq and is a predicted model, not a curated record. The transcript has 2 exons. The coding region runs from base 1 to 1656 and encodes 551 amino acids. Gene Ontology annotation, molecular function: magnesium ion binding; potassium ion binding; pyruvate kinase activity.
AUGUCGUACAUCGACCUGACGCGGUACGAUUCGUCCGCGAACCUCGUGCAGAAGAAGCUCGGGCAGGAUGAGGACCUCCGCGGCCUGUCCUCCAUCCUCCAGGAAUCCGACGACCCGUCCUCCUCCAACGCGCUCACCAAGGUGAUCUGCACCGUCGGCGUGAAGUCUCGCACGGUCCCCGAGCUCGUCGCGCUGCUCGAGGCGGGCAUGACCACCGCUCGCUUCGACUUCUCGUGGGGCAGCAUGGAGUACCACACGCACACGCUGAACAACCUGAGGGAGGCGAUGAAGCAGACCAAGAUCCUCUGCGCGACGAUGCUGGACACGCGCGGGCCCGAAAUCGGCGUCCAGCUGGCGCCCCAGGACGUCUCCUCCUUCGACCCUCGCGCCCCAAAGGCCAAGGUGGCGCUCGAGCAGGGCAACAGGGUCACCCUCACCACCGACCUCACCGUCCCUGCGUCCAGCGAGUUUCUCCCGGUGAACAACCCCGACUUGGUCCACUUCGUCGAGGCGGGCGACGACGUGUUCGUGGGCCAGUACCUCUUCACCGGCAGCGAGACGUCGUCCGUGUACCUGAAGGUGGACGAGGUGGACGCCAAGGCUGGGCACAUCUACUGCACGUGCAAGAACACCGCGCGGCUGGGCGGGGUGCUGCUCACCGUGCAGGUGAGCAACAAGGGCGACGACCUGCCCACGCUGAGCGAGUGGGACAGGCACGUCAUCGAGCACUGGGCGGUGCCGAACCAGAUCGACUUCAUCUCGCUGUCGUUCACGCCCAACGCGCAGGCGGUGUACGAGUGCAGGGAGUUCGUGAGGUCGGUCGGCGGCGAGGGCGUGAGCAUCGUGGCCAAGGUUGAGCGCCUCUCCGCGCUCACGCACAUCGACGCCAUCGUCGAGGCGUCCGACGGCGUCAUCCUCUCGCGCGGCAACCUCGGCCUGGACAUGCCCCCGGAGAAGGUGUUCCUCUCCCAGAAGAUGGUGCUGCACAAGUGCAACAGCGGCGGCAAACCCGCGGUCAUCACGCGCGUCGUCGACACCAUGACGGAGACGCCGAGGCCGACGAGGGCGGAGGCGACGGAUGUGGCAAACGCCGUGUUGGACGGCGCCGACGCCAUCAUGCUCGGCGCGGAGACCUUGCGCGGGCAGUUCGCGCCAAAGGCGGUGGAGACGGUCAAGCGGAUCUGCAGGCAGGCGGAGAACGUGUUCGACCACGAGAACCACUACCAGAUGCAGCUCCCGCCGGCGAUGGUGGAGAGCGGGUUGUUGUCUCAGGCUGAGGCGCUGGCGUCGUCCGCGGUGCGAGCCGCGUCCAAGGUUGGCGCGUCGAUGAUCAUCGUGUUCACGCGCACGGGACACACCGCGCAGCUGGUGAGUAAGUACAGGCCGAACAUGCCCAUCGUCUCGCUGGUCAUCCCGAGGAUCCUGCAGAACAGCAUUCAAUGGGUGUUGGAGGGGGAGAGGGCCGCCAGGCAAGGUUUGCUCCACCGCGGCCUCGUGCCGCUCCUGGCGAACCCGAUCAACUCGGACCCCAACGCGCUUCUCAACGUGGUGUUCGCGCGGGGCAAGGCCAGGGGGGAGCUGAGCAAGGGGGACCAGGUGGUGGUCAUCCAAAAGGUUGGGACCACGUCCGUCGUCAAGGUGGUCGCCGUGGCGUAG